This is a messenger RNA of Vairimorpha ceranae, 918 nucleotides long. RefSeq names its product replication factor c. Gene Ontology annotation, molecular function: ATP hydrolysis activity; ATP binding; DNA clamp loader activity. Lineage: Eukaryota; Fungi; Microsporidia; Nosematidae. The transcript has a single exon. The record is from RefSeq and is a predicted model, not a curated record. Gene Ontology annotation, cellular component: DNA replication factor C complex; nucleus. Gene Ontology annotation, biological process: DNA-templated DNA replication; DNA repair. The coding region runs from base 1 to 918 and encodes 305 amino acids.
AUGGAUCUAUUAGUAAAUAAAUACAGACCGAAAGAUUUGGAAUCCGUAAUUGGAAAUGUUGAUACAUUAGAAACACUGAAAUGUAUUCUUAAAGAUCAUUCUAUGCCCCAUUUACUAUUUACUGGUCCUCCUGGAACAGGAAAAACUUCUUCAGCAAAAAUAUUUGCUUUUCAACUUCUUGGAUCAAAAGAAGGUAUUUUAGAAUUGAACGCCUCAGAUGAUAGAGGAAUUGAUACUGUUAGAACUUUAAUCAAAGAUUUUGCCAUGAAGAAGAUACUCAAUGUACCAUUUAAGAUUAUUAUUUUGGAUGAAUGUGAUAGCAUGACAACGGCUGCGCAGCAAGCGAUGCGCCGAAUUAUGGAAAUUUACAGCUCUGAAUGUAAAUUUAUAUUGAUUUGUAACGAUUUUUCAAAAAUUUUUGAGCCAAUUCAAAGUAGAUGUGCAGUUUUAAGAUUUGACAAAAUUGAAUCUAAAGUUAUUGAAUCCUGUCUUCAAAAAAUUGUACAAGCUGAGCAUAUGAAUAUAACAGACGAAGCUUUAAGUUUUAUUAUAUAUAUCUGUGAUGGGGACAUAAGACAAUCAUUAAACAUACUGCAGGCAUGUUUACAUAUUCCGAAUUUGAUUGAUGAGAACUAUAUUGUAAAAUUGAUUGGUAUACCAUCUCCCAAAUUGAUAAAAGAAGUGCUUGAUUUGUUAACUAUAAAGAAAGUGGAUAAAGCAAUUGAAAGAUUUAAUAAGCUUUGGGAAGAUAAAUAUGAUCCUGAAGAUCUAAUUACAUCUUUUUUUAGAAUGGCUAAAAAUGACGAAAACUACGAAGCAGUAAAGAUUAUAGGUCUUACACAUAUAAAGAUAGUCAAAGGAAAUCAUUCUAAGUUACUAUUUUAUGGUAUGUUUUAUGAUUUACUUGAAAUCAGCUAA